AUGUUCGGGGUGAUGGAAUGUUUGGGCACGCAGCGACGCGCCAGCCCGCGGGCCGCAGCAUUGAACAGCACCAGACCCACAGUUGUGGCAAACACCACGAAUGAGCCGGCGGACCCCUCAUUUUCCAAUUGCAACGGGGCACCUGCAGCUACUGCAGGCGUACGGUAUACUCGCAUCUGUUCGCGCACUGGCGGGCGCCAGGGUUUUUGCCAGCCAGACUGGCAGGGGCGCAACUCCCGCACUUGUGCCUACAGGAACCCUCCUUGCCCCGGUGAGGACUUCCAGAAUGGAGGCGAUUUCCAGCUUUAG
Messenger RNA from Trypanosoma conorhini, 309 nucleotides. RefSeq lists its product as uncharacterized. The transcript has a single exon. NCBI's taxonomy places the organism in Eukaryota, Euglenozoa, Kinetoplastea, Trypanosomatida, Trypanosomatidae. The record is from RefSeq and is a predicted model, not a curated record. Bases 1 to 309 code for a protein of 102 amino acids.